This is a messenger RNA of Durusdinium trenchii, 972 nucleotides long. NCBI's taxonomy places the organism in Eukaryota, Dinophyceae, Suessiales, Symbiodiniaceae. The record is from the annotation of a GenBank genome assembly.
AUGAUUCGCCGUGUGCUCUUUGGCUUUCGUGUGUUGAACCGCUUGGAGUUACUUUGGAGCAAUGAAGGCAUGGUCUUAGUGAUGCCAGCGUUCCCCGGAGUGGAGGUGCGCAAGAGUCGAUCUCGACCCUGGACAAAGACCAUUGAAAAGAUACAUACGACCUUGAAGUCCUCUGUCAAGGCAGCAGAAACAACAUGCGACCAUCCCUACUCAUUGGCUGGGUGGGUGAAUUUGUUGGACAUCGAGCGAUAUCGAAAAGUUGGACCCCGUCAACGCGUGCGUGAGCAUCGCUGUGGUGGGCAGCUAGUGAAGGGGAAGAGAUGCAAAUCCUUAGCUUUCAUCAGAGGCUGUGGUGGCAUGAGGCACUGGGAAUAUGCUCUGGAGUGUGUGAUUUGCAAUCGACCUGAUCUUCGUCAAGCCCAAUUGUUGGAUUGGAACAUGGCUUGGGUGCAGAAGGCUCCUAUCCUGGCCUUUCGUUCCGAACUGGCAGAGAUGCGGCAAGGCAUCAAAGCGAUUGAGAAUAAAUCCAUGUCCCCGGUGCUGGGGAUGGAUUUUGCCGUCAAGCCGAAAAACAAAUGAAGAGUGGUGGCAGAAUGGACCAGGCUUCAUGGUCACUCUCAAGAGUUUCUCCUGAGGGUUUUGCGUUCAAAAGCGUAAAGCAGAGCGUUGAAGGGGAUUCGUUAUUAGAUAUGAUAUGACAUUCAUGUGGUGAUUUGUGCGCAAGAGUUGGCGAUUUACUGUGUAGUAUUUGUGAACAAGGUCUUUUCUUCAAUUGCAAUUACUACAUACUGGCAAUGCCUUUGUUACCAGUAGCUUCUUGUUACUAGUACUAAUGCCAGGAGCUACUCGUAGCGUCCUUGCUCCUAAUAGCGAUGCCCUUUGCUACUAGUAGCUUCUUGUUAGUAGUAGUAAGGCAAGGAGCCCCUAGUAGCUUCUUGCUCCUAGUAGCGUCCUUGCUCCUAGUAGCGAUGC